Messenger RNA from Xyrichtys novacula (pearly razorfish), 4451 nucleotides. The record is from the annotation of a GenBank genome assembly. Lineage: Eukaryota; Metazoa; Chordata; Actinopteri; Labriformes; Labridae.
UCACUGCAGCCACCUGUUACACACAACAAAGUCAAGAGGUCUCGACUAAAGACAAUGCAGGCUGAGGAAUACAACCGCAGAGGUAAUACAGACUCCAUUUUACUAUGUUGACUUGUGUUGCUAAAUUUUACUGCUAACAAUGAGAACUAAACAACAGACAUAAUAAAGAUAAAUGAUAUAUUUUAAUAAGGAUGUAAUUUAUUCUGUUAUUUUCUCUGUUUCUGAUCAGCCAAAGAGCUGGUGGACUACAUCACCCACUAUUUGAGCACCAUCAGGGAGAGGAGGGUGAUUCCAGAUGUGAAGCCGGGUUACAUGAAGGAGCUUCUCUCUGACACGGCACCCACAGAGCCAGAGAGCUGGGAGAGCAUCUUCAACGACUUAGAGAAAGUCAUCAUGCCAGGAGUGAGUCCCUGAUCUCAUAUCAGGUCGUAUUAUCAGUCGUUUCAAACGAUGGAAAUGAAAUAAUCUUCUCUUUUUUGUUUUCUAGAUAGUCCAUUGGCAGAGCCCUCACAUGCACGCCUACUUCCCAGGUCUGACUUCAUGGCCCUCCAUGCUCGGGGACAUGCUGGCUGAUGCCAUCAACUGUAUUGGAUUCACAUGGGUAAGGGGACGAGCUUGGGAAACUGAGUCACAUGGAAAACUGAGUCUAACUCAUAAUCAGGCAGAUAGUGGAUCAGAGUUUGUGAUGAGGCACAUCAGAGUUCAGGCUGACAGAAAUUGUCAGAAAACAUAAUUUAUUCGAUUGUACAUAUUGUGUCUAGACUGGAGUUUGGUUGAAACUUCUGUCAAUUCCUGCCUCUACAGGAUAAAUAACAUAAUUUCUUAACAGGCCUCCAGCCCAGCUUGUACAGAACUGGAGAUGAAUAUGAUGGACUGGUUGUGUAAAGCUCUAGGGCUCCCCUCCUUCUUCCUGCAUCACCACCCUGACAGCAGAGGAGGGGGAAUACUGCAGGUUUGAGACCCCUUGAUCUAUUGUCUAUAUCUAUUCUUCAUACCUGUGGAAGUAUGACCUUAAUUCUCCGCCUGACUCCCCCUGUUAGACUACUGUCAGUGAGAGCACUCUGGUUGCUCUCCUGGCUGCAAGAAAAGAUAAAAUCCUGCAGCUGCGAGCGGAGAUCGACCAUGACGUGGAUGACUCAGUCCUGAAUUCAAGACUUGUGGCCUACGCCUCAGACCAGGUUAGUGUAGCAUCAGUUUGAGUGAUAUCCUCACAUCAGUCAGACUGAAUAUAAUGAGAAGAUGUUAUGUGUUACUAUCAUUACAGGCUCAUUCAUCUGUAGAAAAGGCAGGUCUGAUUUCUUUGGUGAAGAUCCGGUUUCUUCCCACUGAUGAGCAGUUUUCUCUGAGAGGAAACACUUUGAAACAAGCUGUGCAGGAGGACCGGAGAAGAGGACUGGUGCCUGUUAUGGUGGGUGUUUGAAUCUGAAAGACUAAUGAGUAAUGUUUAGUUGAAUUCAUAUGCUGUACAGACUGUUUUUUGUUGACAGAGAGCAACAGACAUUCAUCAGCAUUUACUUCAUUUUAAGGGUUAGGUCGCCAUCUAGUGGCAACAUGCUGGAGGUGUUUUACAAUCUCAUCAGAAGUGUGAUCAGGAGGCGUUCAACCUCGAAAACUUGAAGGUCAACUGAUAGAUGACAUUAAUCUUCAUGAUCUCUAUCUCCUGACAUAAGUGCUUGUUUACAGUCAGAGUCACGUCAGUCUAACACCUGAGAGGUUUUUCAGUCACUGGCCCGCUAAACUUUUGAAGCUUCAAAGGUGAUGUCAUGAAAAAAUGCUUGUUUGUUUGCUUUGGUUGUUAUCAGUCAGACAGCCAGUUGGGUAAUGUGACCUGGCCCGUUUACUUAUUUUCCAGACAUUUUGAACCCCUGUUGAGUUUGUUAUCUUUAUGUCGCUCAAUAUUUCAGUCACUAAAUUUUACUUUGUUACUAAAUAAAUCUUUAAACAAAAAAGGAUUUAUUUAGUUGAUCUUCUUUGUGGUUUUCUUGUCUUUUUACCAACUAGAUGAAAAGUUUUUGUGUACAGCUCCGUCCUUAACAGAUUAAAUGCUGUUCAAACCUUGUUGAACUUGCUCAAGGACACCUAAAUGGGAGCUCCUUCAUACAUGAAAAUCAAUCAGUGGAUAGGAGUAGGAUUUUGAAUGAAGCACUUUUACUCUCAUGUUUAAUGUUAGGGUUCAUGUACUAUUAGUCCCAUUCAAGCUAACUUUUAACAAUCUGAAAAUAAAUCAAACAACGCUGGUCAAAGUGUAAAACAAUAUCAGUAUUGUCAGAUUUGUGAUAUUCUCUCUCUUGUUUUAGUUGUGUGCCACUCUGGGAACCACAGGCGUGUGUGCCUUUGACAACCUCUCUGAACUGGGACCAGUCUGUAAGUCCUAAAAUUAACUCCUGAUAAAGUGGUCUGUUACACCACCUGUAAUGUCAGAGAGUCUUUAUACUGAGGGAACUGUAUGUCACUGUAUUUACAUCUUUUUUAACAGGUGCUGAGGAGGGGCUGUGGCUCCAUGUUGACGCUGCGUACGCUGGCUCAGCAUACUUGUGUCCUGAGCUCCGCUGGUCUCUCGAAGGAAUUGAAUUUUCUCACUCUUUUGUUUUUAAUCCAUCAAAGUGGAUGUUGGUCAGUUUUGACUGCACAGCUUUCUGGUGAGUUAAUAUGAUAACCUGUUUCAUCUCACCUGUGUGUGAAAAUUAAGUAAUAAAAUGUCAAUGUUGAAGAUGUUUGUCAGUGAGUAGUGAAGUUGAAUUUUGUUUUCUCAGGGUAAAGGAUAAAUACAAGCUCCAACAGACGUUUGGUGUUGAUCCAGUUUACCUCAAACAUGAUUAUUCACAGUCCGCCACAGACUUCAUGGUACUAAAAUAUCAGCUCUUCACCAAAUUAAAAUUCCAGCUGCCACAGUUAAUCAUUUCAUGUAGUCACUCUUUUGUUUCUGUUUUCCAGCACUGGCAGAUCCCCCUCAGCCGACGUUUCCGUUCUCUCAAACUCUGGUUUGUUAUGCGCUCCUUUGGACUGAAAAACCUGCAGGCUCAUAUCAGACAUGUAAGAGGCUCUCAUGUAACCUGUUUGAGGAACAAGGCGCCGUUUUUUUACGUUAAUAUUUAUCAUUUUUCUUCUGUUUUAGGGCAUUGAAAUGGCAAAGCUCUUGGAGUCUCACAUGAGGAGUGACCCAAAUUUUGAGAUUCCUGCAGAGAGACACCUCGGUCUAGUUGUCUUCUGUAUGAAAGUAUGAAGCACAAAUUCGUACUGCACAGUAAAUCAAAGUGUUGGACUAAUUGUUAGUGUUUUGAGGCACCAUAUAAGCUAAUCAUUGUUCAGAUGUACAAGGUUACAGUCACGCCUCGUCCAAAGGUGAGCCAGAAUGAGGUUAACUAGUUUUAUCAGGCCCGAGUGAAGGCCAAAGCAAUAUCCGAGAUCAAUAAAAGAGCAGAAACUUUGAAUGUAUGUCACUGAAAAUGCUCUUGUUUAGUCUGGAAAAAAACUGAUUUGUUGUGUUGAUCAAGUUGUUUAUGGAUAUGUUGUCCAUUCUUUUCCUAGAGAGGAAAUGCUUUGACUCAGGAGCUGCUGAGAAGACUGACUCAAACAGGCGCCAUGUACCUCAUCCCUGCAAACAUUAACACCAAACGUAUCAUCAGAUUCGCAGUGACGUCACAGUUCACUACAGCCGAUGAUAUCCUGGAGGACUGGAACCUCAUCUCCAAAACAACUUCCGCUCUUUUAGCUGAGACCGCAGCUCUGAAUAAAACAGACCCAUCAAAACCAGGAAAAGACGAGGUGAUGGCAGCAGAAAACAAAGAAGACUUAGACGCUUUUGAACACGUAGCUACGUCCAAAACAGACAGGGCUGAGGUAGAGCUGUGGAUCGACAAGGCGUGGAAUCAGUCAAGGAGGCCGAUGCGCUCUCUCAGCUGCAACAGCGAGCCUCUGCCGUGCACUUAUAUCGGGCCGAUAUCUGGCUACAAGUUCACAACAAGACCGAUCGCUGAAGAGGCUACAGGUGCUCUCCCAACACUGCCAACAGCAGGACAAGGCCCUGUGCUGAAGAUCACUCAGUCACCUUCAAAGCUGACAAAGUUUUACAGCGUGCCCAGCUUCUGUAACCAGUGGGUGCAGAGUGGCCGGCACCCACUGUGUUGCCCCGCUAGGGUGUCACAAACUGCUCAGAAACAUUUUUCAUCCCCCAGCAGGAGCAUAAACUGCAUGUCUUCCUCUCCUGUGGCCAAAAAGGGUCCAUCACAGACUCAACUGGAAGCAGACACGCUGCGGUAAUGGCCCCGAAAGCAGCAUUCAGGUCUAUCAUACAGGAAAUCCACCUGUCAUUUCCAUUUUUUAAAAAUACAUUUAUUAAAAAGUAUAUUAAACAAAAAUCACAUAUGUUGAAAUGUUUCACAAAAUUCUUCACAUUAAGUUUGAUUUCCUUUUAAGUGCUCAAUGCUUUCUGUGCAUCAUCAUCAUCUGGC